AAGCGCGGCCAUUUUCUUUUAAUAUCGCCAUUUCGUUUCUUCAAUGAGAUGGAAAAUGGAAAUGAAAAGUGAGACAGAAAUAAGUUGUCUAUUGUGAUUUUUGCUUUAUUUAACAUUAUUUUGACUAUAGUUAAGAGAAAAGUUGAUUUAUAAACUACUAUUAGGGGUUUACUGAGCUGACUAUGAGGAAGUGAGGCGCUGAGAGCCGCGAGAUGUUCACGACGAGCACGGUGCAGGCCGGCGCUGUGCCCACGCUGCAGUAUCAGGACCACAACGCACAAAAAUCUCAAGGGAAAAAUAUUGAAAAUGCUCAGCAAAAGAAUACUUCCCAGGCUCAGCAACAGCAGCAGGAGUUCCCCACCUUCUGCUACACAACCACCAAUGUCAACAUGAUAGGCAAGAUAGGUACCAACACCACGGGGGCUGCGGGCGUCCCAGCCAGUGUCAACAUAGCCCAGCUCACCACUGGGGAUGACAAGACUUGCUACAUCGCACAACCAUUCUCCUACAACUAUGCAUUGGUCAAUCAAAUGCAAAUUGCACCCAAUGGAAUCCAGAAUACUAUAUCCAACAUUAGUUUCAAGUGUGAUGUCUGUGGACUCAUGUUUGGACAUUUGUCACUGUUGAAUGCACAUAAAAGAAUACACUCCCAAGAUACUGAUGGUAACAUAACAGUGGUGGCCACGGGAGUGAGCUCUGGCAAUGACGUGGGAAUGCCCCCGCACAUACAGAUCCUGUCAUCCGACGCCGACCAGCAGCAACACCAUGUGCAGUUACAAGACACAAAACCAGUGAUAGUGGACACCAUCAAAGUUCAGAAAUGCAUCACAUGUGGAGGCACCAUACCCAGUAAUCCCAAGCGAAAAGGACCUAAACUAAUCCGAUGUGAAAACUGUAUUGCACAAGACUCUGUUGAACAACAAAGAAAUAAUCAAAUGAACACGACGCAAAUCUUCGUGGCGUCGGACGACAACGUGAAGUUCGAGGUGGGCGCCGUGAGCGCGCCGCCCGCCGCCGACCCGCUCGCGCCCGCGCAGACCACGCAGCCGCAGCAGGCGCAGCAGCAGCAGAAACCAUUACCAGGACACCAUCCAGUGAAAAAACGCAACCUAGCCUCCGUGGCAAAGUGCACAAACUGCAACGGCUCGGGCAUCAUCUUCAUCGGCGGCAACAAGAACAAGCUGAAUCAGUCCAACGCGGAGAAGCCGUUCCACUGCAACAUCUGCGGGGGCUCCUUCUCCAGAUACUCCUCGCUGUGGUCGCACAAGAAGCUACAUUCUGGCGAGAAGAAUUUCAAGUGCGGCAUCUGCGGUAUAGCGUUCGCGAAAGCAGUGUACCUGAAGAACCACUCUAGGAUUCACACUGGGGAAAAACCUUAUAGAUGUAACACAUGUGGCAUGCAGUUCUCACAAUCACCGCAUCUGAAGAACCAUGAAAGAACACAUUCAGGAGAGAAACCUUACGUUUGUGAGGUAUGUGACAAGGGCUUCGCCAGGCACGCGACUCUGUGGAACCAUCGGCGCAUCCACACUGGAGAGAAACCUUACAAGUGCGACACGUGCGGCUCGGCGUUCAGCCAGGCGGCGCACCUCAAGAACCACGCCAAGGUGCACUCCGGCGAGAAGCCGUUCAAGUGCGACAUCUGCACCGCCGCCUUCGCCGACCGGUUCGCGCUCAAGCGGCAUCGUAACAUACACGACAAAUACGGUCAGACGGCCCCGCUGCCGUCGCGGAUAUCGCAGGACCAGGGGCAGAACUCGGACCAGGCGCAGGCGGCGGCGGAGGGGGAGCAUCAAGACGCACUAUGAACAUACACCACCACUUAGUUUAAAUUAAAUCAUACAAUGCAAUCGAGUCUUGUGCUACUCAAAGACUAAAUAAAUGAAUAGGAACUUGGUACAAAAAAUAUGACGAGGGUCAUUUUUUAAAUUCAGAGCAGGUAUUUAAAACCGUACUUGCAUCACAACUUUAAUCCUUUCCAUGUCCCUUGAAUCGCAAAUGAUACAUAUGAGUAUCAAUAGUUUUAUGUAGGGUGACUUUAAUUAAUUAAUGUCACCAGAAUGGAAACUGUUGCUCAAAGGAAAUAUUUACACAAGAAAAAUUAUAAUUAUGAUGUUUACCCUGUGACUACAGGUGUAUUGGCAAUAAUAUUCAUAAACAAUUUGAAUCAAAUUGUUUCAAUAUAAUGAAUGCUUCCUUUGGCUCAAGAUUUAUAUAUUAUUAACAUCUUAUGUUAUGAUAAUAAUAUUUAUUUUCCCUCCCGGUGACAUUAAAACGUCCAAGAAUAAAUAAUGGGAUAGGAAAACAGUUUAUGCUGAGUUUCGCGAAGGACUAAAGUCGGUCUUAAAUCUAUUACAGUGUUGGAUCGACAGUUUACGGACAGAAAGUGACAAACAUAGAUUUAAGGACGACUUUAGUUUGUGCAAAUCGGCAUUAGUCUGUCUAAUAUUAUAUUUAUGUACAACAUUAUUAAAUGCUGAUAAUAAUUUACAGGCUUCAUUGUUUUUUAAUGAUUUGGUCGUAGUAUAUUCAUAAUUUACUACAGGUGACAUAUCUUUAGGGUUAAUAGGCAGGGAUAACUGCAAACUGUAGCUGACACUGCCAAUUUUAUGUAAAUUGUGAAGAUAAGUGUACAGAACUAGGAUAGGAAUUAUUUUGUUAUACUUUUUGCUAUUAGUAUUAAUUGUUUAUGGCAUAAUGUAUUGAAGCCCAUUUAACUUAUUGAAAAUAUGAAGCAAAUAGACUGUUUAAUUUAAUAAGGUGUGCAAAGUGGCCUGUGAAACAAUAAUGUUAUAAAUUUAUUUGGCUGUGGAUUCUACAAUUUAUAUUCUAAAUAAGAUCAUGGACAAACUAUAACUCCCACACACAUGUCAGUGUUUCUCUCAAUAUUAAUAGUUUAUACACUACUGUAAAUAUCCGUGCAAUCAUAGACGCCUACUUGUGAUUUUAGUAUAUUAGUAAACCUAUCUGUUACUCAUCAAGGAAAUGGAUGGUUUGAGGAAAAUCUGUGUAUUUAAUUUGAAUGCAAUGAACUAAAAUUAUCUUCAAACCAUCUAGUUACUGUUGCAUCAGAGUGAUGCUUUUUAAUUUUUAGACUAAAUUUUAUAUUACAUACUUACUACCUAAUAAUACUAAUUAUAGUAAAAUACAAGCAA
Molecule: messenger RNA, 3155 nt
Organism: Plutella xylostella (diamondback moth)
Lineage: Eukaryota; Metazoa; Arthropoda; Insecta; Lepidoptera; Plutellidae
Product: transcription factor Clamp
Biological process (GO): regulation of transcription by RNA polymerase II
Molecular function (GO): DNA-binding transcription factor activity, RNA polymerase II-specific; RNA polymerase II cis-regulatory region sequence-specific DNA binding
Source: RefSeq, a predicted model, not a curated record